This is a messenger RNA of Salvelinus fontinalis (brook trout), 4500 nucleotides long. RefSeq names its product ring finger protein 175 (gene rnf175). Bases 89 to 1009 code for a protein of 306 amino acids. Gene Ontology annotation, molecular function: metal ion binding; ubiquitin protein ligase activity. The transcript has 8 exons. The record is from RefSeq and is a predicted model, not a curated record. Gene Ontology annotation, cellular component: endoplasmic reticulum membrane; Golgi membrane. NCBI's taxonomy places the organism in Eukaryota, Metazoa, Chordata, Actinopteri, Salmoniformes, Salmonidae.
AGGAACCAAACAGAAGCAAACGGGACCAAACUGGACCAAACAGGACCCAACAGCAGUGGUUUAUAGGACUUAAGGGGAUCUCCUGAAAAUGACUCACAGGGAGAACUGGAAAGUACAGCAUGAGCGUCUGCACGUGAAGCACCGGGGCCAUGAGGCCAUGCAUGCAGAGAUGGUGCUCAUCCUCAUCGCUACGCUAGUGGUGGCUCAGAUCGUACUGGUACAGUGGAAGCAGCGGCACAACCGCUCAUACAAUUUGAUAACCCUGCUCCAGAUGUGGGCGGUUCCUCUCUAUUUCACUAUAAAACUGUACUGGUGGAGGUUUCUCUCCAUGUGGGGAAUGUUCUCUGUCAUCACCAGCUAUGUCGUCUUCAGAGCUACACGCAAACCACUGUCCUGUCGGACACCACGGAUGGUGUAUAAAUGGUUCCUAUUGAUCUAUAAGCUGAGCUAUGCGGUGGGAGUGAUUGGAUACCUGGCCAUCAUGUUCACAAUGUUCGGCUUUAAUGUCUUCUUCAGGAUCAAGGCUGAGGACUCCAUGGAUGUGGGUGUUGUCAUGCUGUUCUAUGGUCUGUACUAUGGAGUGAUGGGACGGGACUUUGCUGAGAUCUGCUCUGACUACAUGGCCUCAACUAUAGGGUACUAUAACAUGGGAGGAAUGCCGUCCAGGAGCCUGACACAUGAUAUCUGUGCGGUCUGUGGCCAGAAGAUCCUCGUAGACGUGGAUGAGGAGGGGAUUAUAGAAGAUACCUACCAACUGUCCUGUAACCACAUAUUCCACGAGUUCUGUAUCCGUGGCUGGUGCAUUGUGGGUAAGAAGCAGACGUGUCCGUACUGUAACGAGAAGGUCGACUUGAAGAGGAUGAUGAACAAUCCGUAUCCUUUCAUUGGCAGAGGCGAGAGCCACAGAACACAGGGAUUGGUUGAAUCUGAGAGCACAUUUUACACUCUCUUAUUGUUAAUCGGUCUUUGCAAUUGUUGCAUGUUGCGUUUAUAUUUUUGUUCAGUAUAAUUGUAAAGAAAUACUGUAAAACAUGUUUAAAACUAUAAUUUUGAUCUGAUGGAUGGUCAGUGGUUGUUUAUAAUAAUGAAUAAUAAUUAUAGUUUUAACCAUGUUAAAACGAGUGGUGUUUGAGGUUGCUGGACCUAGUGGUGUUUGAGGCUGCUGGACUCAGUGGUGUUUGAGGUUGCUGGACCCAGUGGUGUUUGAGGUUGCUGGACCCAGUAGUGUUUGAGGUUGCUGGACCCAGUGGUGUUUGAGGUUGCUGGACCCAGUGGUGUUUGAGGUUGCUGGACUCAGUGGUGUUUGAGGUUGCUGGACCCAGUGGUGUUUGAGGUUGCUGGACCCAGUGGUGUUUGAGGUUGCUGGACCCAGUGGUGUUUGAGGUUGCUGGACUCAGUGGUGUUUGAGGUUGCUGGACCCAGUGGUGUUUGAGGUUGCUGGACCCAGUGGUGUUUGAGGUUGCUGGACCCAGUGGUGUUUGAGGUUGCUGGACCCAGUGGUGUUUGAGGUUGCUGGACCCAGUAGUGUUUGAGGUUGCUGGACCCAGUGGUGUUUGAGGUUGCUGGGCCCAGUGGUGUUUGAGGUUGCUGGACCCAGUGGUGUUUGAGGUUGCUGGACCCAGUGGUGUUUGAGGCUGCUGGACCCAGUGGUGUUUGAGGUUGCUGGACCCGGUGGUGUUGGAGGUUGCUGGACCCGGUGGUGUUUGAGGUUGCUGGACCCAGUGGUGUUUGAGGUUGCUGGACCCAGUGGUGUUUGAGGUUGCUGGACCCAGUGGUGUUUGAGGUUGCUGGACCCAGUGGUGUUUGAGGUUGCUGGACCCAGUGGUGUUGGAGGUUGCUGGACCCGGUGGUGUUGGAGGUUGCUGGACUCAGUGGUGUUUGAGGUUGCUGGACCCAGUGGUGUUUGAGGCUGCUGGACCCAGUGGUGUUUGAGGUUGCUGGACCCAGUGGUGUUUGAGGUUGCUGGACCCAGUGGUGUUUGAGGUUGCUGGACCCAGUGGUGUUUGAGGUUGCUGGACCCAGUGGUGUUUGAGGUUGCUGGAUCCAGUGGUGUUUGAGGUUGCUGGACCCAGUGGUGUUUGAGGCUUCUGGACCUAGUGGUGUUUGAGGUUGCUGGACCCAGUGGUGUUUGAGGUUGCUGGACCCAGUGGUGUUUGAGGUUGCUGGACCCAGUGGUGUUUGAGGUUGCUGGACCCAGUGGUGUUUGAGGUUGCUGGACCCAGUGGUGUUUGAGGCUUCUGGACCUAGUGGUGUUUGAGGUUGCUGGACCCAGUGGUGUUUGAGGCUGCUGGACCCAGUGGUGUCUGAGGUUGCUGGACCCAGUGGUGUUUGAGGUUGCUGGACUCAGUGGUGUUUGAGGCUGCUGGACCCAGUGGUGUUUGAGGUUGCUGGACCCAGUGGUGUUUGAGGUUGCUGGACCCAGUGGUGUUUGAGGUUGCUGGACCCAGUGGUGUUUGAGGCUGCUGGACCCAGUGGUGUUUGAGGUUGCUGGACCCAGUGGUGUUUGAGGUUGCUGGACCCAGUGGUGUUUGAGGUUGCUGGACCCAGUGGUGUUUGAGGUUGCUGGACCCAGUGGUGUUUGAGGUUGCUGGACCCGGUGGUGUUUGAGGUUGCUGGACCCAGUAGUGUUUGAGGUUCCUGGACCCAGUGGUGUCUGAGGUUGCUGGACCCAGUGGUGUUUGAGGUUGCUGGACCCAGUGGUGUUUGAGGUUGCUGGACCCAGUGGUGUUUGAGGCUGCUGGACCCAGUGGUGUUUGAGGCUGCUGGACCCAGUGGUGUUUGAGGCUGCUGGACCCAGUGGUGUUUGAGGCUGCUGGACCCAGUGGUGUUUGAGGUUGCUGGACCCAGUGGUGUUUGAGGUUGCUGGACCCGGUGGUGUUUGAGGUUGCUGGACCCGGUGGUGUUUGAGGUUGCUGGAUCCAGUGGUGUUUGAGGUUGCUGGACCCAGUGGUGUUUGAGGCUUCUGGACCUAGUGUUGUUUGAGGUUGCUGGACCCAGUGGUGUUUGAGGUUGCUGGACCCAGUGGUGUUUGAGGUUGCUGGACCCAGUGGUGUUUGAGGUUGCUGGACCCAGUGGUGUUUGAGGUUGCUGGACCCAGUGGUGUUUGAGGCUUCUGGACCUAGUGGUGUUUGAGGUUGCUGGACCCAGUGGUGUUUGAGGCUGCUGGACCCAGUGGUGUCUGAGGUUGCUGGACCCAGUGGUGUUUGAGGUUGCUGGACUCAGUGGUGUUUGAGGCUGCUGGACCCAGUGGUGUUUGAGGUUGCUGGACCCAGUGGUGUUUGAGGUUGCUGGACCCAGUGGUGUUUGAGGUUGCUGGACCCAGUGGUGUUUGAGGUUGCUGGACCCAGUGGUGUUUGAGGUUGCUGGACCCAGUGGUGUUUGAGGCUGCUGGACCCAGUGGUGUUUGAGGUUGCUGGACCCAGUGGUGUUUGAGGUUGCUGGACCCAGUGGUGUUUGAGGUUGCUGGACCCAGUGGUGUUUGAGGUUGCUGGACCCAGUGGUGUUUGAGGUUGCUGGACCCGGUGGUGUUUGAGGUUGCUGGACCCGGUGGUGUUUGAGGUUGCUGGACCCGGUGGUGUUUGAGGUUGCUGGACCCGGUGGUGUUUGAGGUUGCUGGACCCGGUGGUGUCUGAGGUUGCUGGACCCAGUGGUGUUUGAGGUUGCUGGACCCAGUGGUGUUUGACGUUGCUGGACCCGGUGGUGUUUGAGGUUGCUGGACUCAGUAGCAAAAUAAGUCUUCCUACUGCUGUUACGCAACACUUUCCACAUUACUCACAGAACAUCGUGUUGCUAGUUUCGGCCCUCCGUUAGCGAAUGUCACUAGUUACCACAGCCACAAAGUCAAAAUUUGUAUAUCGUAAUAGUUCAUGAAAACACAAAUGUGCUUUCUGGUCUUAAUAUGAGAUUAGAGUAUAAGGUUAGCCUUAUGGUUAAAGCUAAGGUUAGGUUUAGAAGAGAAAUUAUGACACAAUUAUGACUUUGUAGCUAUGGUAACGAGAGACGACCCUCCCCUUAGCCCACAUGAAUAUGCGAAGCCACUCCUCUCUAAUCAUGUAGGAUUUGUUUUCUGAGGAGGUGGAUCGGUAGCAGAAUCUCCGACAGUGUCCUCAUCAUCAUCGUCGUCUUCUUCAAGGUUGAUCAUUUUUUUGUCGUUUUUAUUUUUUUGUCAAAGAACUUAAAUUAUACCGCGUUUCAGUGUUGCUGUUCUUGCUAGUUAGCUUGCUAGCUAACACCGUUAUUUAACUGACAGAAAAGGGCGCCACAGUUCUGAGGGAAAGUUUAAGCGAAAAGGGAUUGGAUGUGUACCAGGCAUGUGAUUGGUUUAAUUAGCUACAUUUGAAACAUUUGAAGCAUUAUGAUUGGUUAUGAUUUGUAAACCAUGUAUCAGCCUGUCUGUAGUUGGAGCAGAACAAGAAGUGUUGAAGCAAAAUAAUGUUACGCUUUGAGUUUUUUUUGUAUUGGAUCAUUUUUUGCUCAUCCCGGUGAUCCCAAAAUAAAUGU